AUGCGCAUAUGGAAGCAGGCUAAAAAUUCUUCAGCCUACGACAAAGUUAAUGUUACUCAUCAAAAAACAAAAAAUUCUCGGCGGAAAAGAAUUGAAAUCAAUUGCGAGCAAUUUUGGAGGAUACCUUUAUCUCGAAGAACAAAUAUUCGAUCGAUAGCAUGUGCUAUGCAUAUGAGUAAAUCAACUGUGCAGCGCAAACACAAAGAAGGUGAUUUUCGCAAACAUACAAAUCCAUUGAAACCACAUUUGAAAGACUCUAAUAAAAUUGCAAGAGUUCGGUUUUGCCUGUCCAUGAUUGAUAAAAAUAGCGGAGGUACUCCUAAAUUUUUGGACAUGUUUAACAUGAUACAUAUAGAUGAAAAGUGGUUCUAUAUCACUAAGAAGGCUGAGAAGUUCUAUCUUUUGCCGGAAGAAAAUGACCCUGAAAGAACCUGUAAAAGCAAAAAUUUCACAACAAAGGUUAUGUUCUUGACGGCUAUUGCACGGCCAAGGUUUGACGCAAAUGGUUAUGAGGUAUUUUCAGGAAAGCUUGGAACUUUUCCAUUCGUCACUAAGCAGCCGGCUAAAAGGAGCAGCGUGAAUAGGAUGGAAGGGACUCUUAAAACCAAGCCGAUAACUUCGGACAAUGCUAAGAUGCACAUCGAUCCUAACGAUGAAGAAUUUCGAUCAGCGGUCUCAAAAUAUGGUUUGAAUGUCCAGUUAAUAUGUCAACCUCCAAAUUCCCCUGACCUGAAUGUUUUGGACCUUGAUUUCUUUAGUGCGAUUCAGUCACAACAGCACCAGGAGGCUCCUAAAACAAUUGAUGAUUUAAUCAAUGUGGUUGACAAGGCAUAUGAUGAGUUCCCGUCCAUUAAGUCGAAUCAUAUAUUUCUAACUUUACAGCAGUGUAUGACUGAAAAACUGAAAUGUAGGGGUUCUUUCAGCUAUAAAAUCCCACACAUGGGGAAGGUAUCUUUAGAAAGGAACGGGAAACUGCCACUUUAG
Molecule: messenger RNA, 984 nt
Organism: Daucus carota subsp. sativus
Lineage: Eukaryota; Viridiplantae; Streptophyta; Magnoliopsida; Apiales; Apiaceae
Exons: 2
Coding region: 1-984 (327 amino acids)
Molecular function (GO): nucleic acid binding
Source: RefSeq, a predicted model, not a curated record